AUGAUACGUUGUUCAGUACGAGCUUGUCGACGAUGGUAUCACCCUAGUUGUCUUCGUAAACCACCUUUUGCUGUUGUAGUCCGAGAAGGACGUUCUGGUUCAUUCACUUGUCCUGCACAUACUUGCUUAGCUUGUUCAGCUGAAACACCUGGCACUAUGCCACGACCUUCUCCUCAUUUCAUUCGUUGUGUUAUGUGUCCUGCUGCUUAUCAUCCAGGAGACUGGUGUUUACCAGCUGGCAGUAAAGAAAUUGCUCCUAAUUUAAUAAUCUGUCCACGGCAUGCAUUACAAGAUGAAUGCAAAUUGUAUACUUCACCCCCGAAUAUCCAACUUAAAUUACCAUCAUCAGGGCUGUUGAAUAUGUUUCGACCAACUAACGUAUCCUGGUGUUUUAUCUGUUCUAAAGGUGGACGUAUUAUUUGUUGUGAAAAUUGUCCAGCUUCAUUUCAUGAAGAAUGUCUUAAAAUUGACGAGGUCCCUGAUAAAUUUAUUUGUGAAGACUGUACAAACGGACGCAUGUUACGUUACGGCGAGAUUGUAUGGGCUCGUCUACCACCAAGUUUGCAGCUCUACCAUCAGCGCUCUUUAAAAUUGUCUGGUGUAUAUAAUUCACAUCGUCUAUCUCCGUUUAAUUUAUCAGGAACAAUCCGUCCUAAUGAUUAUGCGUCACUUACUGCUGGUAUGUAUUGGUGGCCAGGAGAAUUAGUACAUCCAAGACAUUUACAAACAAGUCAAUGUCAUGUACAAUCUGAAAAUAAAGCUGUUACAAUUAAUUUUCAACCAACAACUAGCCCAACAUCACAUUCAUUUAACCAUAUACUUGGUUCAGUGCUUGUUCGAUUAUUUGGUUUAACUGGUCGCCUGUCUCAUCGACAUUCACGUCCUGUUUAUUUAUGGACCACACGUGCUAGAUUAUUUCCAUAUGAAGAAGGUGAUGAUAAACGUGGAUCUCACAGUACUAGCUCCGAUGAUGAUGACUCUACAGAACCAGAAAGAGAAGGGGAUGUUACUCAUAAAAAAUACCACACAAAACAGCGUCCUAAUCGUAACCGUCGUCAUAAUGACUGUGACGAUGAUGACGGAGAAGAUGAAGAUCCUUUGUUGGAAUUAAAUUCAAGCAAUUUACUUAUUGAAGAAAACAAUAAUAAUAAUAGUAAAAGUAUUAAUACAAGUUGUAAUGAAAGCAGUAAUCCAAUGGAAUCUCCCACUGGAUCAAUUUACAAGUCAUCCAGUCGUUUAUCUCGUAAUUUAUGCUUAAGACCACGUGCAAAUAACUGUUUAAAUGAUGAAAAUUCUGUCAAUUCAACACCAAAUCCACGUACACCACCGUCUGUAGUUAGACGAAAAAAAUUUAUAUACAAUGCUGCAUUAAAGCAAGCUGCUCGUGGUUAUCUUAAAAGACAUGAAAAGUUCUCUGAACUUCUGGGUAGAACACGACGUCCAGAUUAUUAUAAACCAAUAAAGGUAAAUUGGCCACUUGGCUCUGUUCGAGUUUAUCGUCUUACAGAUUCAAGUGAAGCUCCUCGUUGUGAGUGUAAACCAAAUUCAGAAGACCCUUGUGGACCAUCUAGUAACUGUAUUAAUCGUGAAUUGCACUAUGAAUGUUUACCUAGUAUAUGCCCAAAUGGUGAUGCUUGUCGUAAUCAACGUUUUACAAAACGUCUUUAUCCUCCUCAACGACCUUUCUGGACUGGUGAUCAACGAGGUUGGGGAUUAAAGACUAUGAUAGCGAUUCGUGCCGGUGAAUUUGUCAAUGAAUAUAUUGGUGAUUUAAUUGAUGAAGAUGAAGCUAAUCGGCGUUUAAGAUUUGCUCAUGAAAAUAAUAUUACUAAUUAUUAUAUGAUGAAAUUAGAUAGUCAACGUAUUAUUGAUGCUGGACCGAAAGGUAAUUUAAGCCGUUUUAUGAAUCAUUCAUGUGAUCCAAAUCUGAAUACACAAAAAUGGACUGUUAAUGGAGAUAAUAGAAUUGGUUUAUUUGCUGUCAGAGAUAUAUCUGCUGGUGAAGAGUUAACAUUCAACUAUAAUUUUGUUGCAUUGGGUCAAGAACGUUUGAAUUGUCGAUGUGGUGCGUCAAAUUGUGUUGGUUUUCUUGGUGCACGUUCAGAAUCAUCGAGUAAUAAUAAUGGUAGUGGACAAGUUGGCGGUAACUCAUCUUCUAAUUUUGGUGAAUCAAAUAAUCCAUCAAAUGCUUUAAUUAACACAGAUAUUAGCCGUGGAUCAUCUAAACGUCAUACCGUUCAAACAAAUCCACGCUCCAACGAUAUUGAUAAGUGUCAUAUGAAAGAUGGACGUGAUAUAUGUUCUAGUAAAGUUUAUAAUCAUAAUCUAUCUACUACUUCACUGAUGAACAAUAACAAAAACGGUGCGACCAAUGUGAAUAGUCCCUUGAAUAUGAAUAGACGUCACGAAACUAAAUGUUUCCGAUGUGGUGAAAAAGACGCUCCUAUUGGAAAGCGACCACUAUCAUUAUUCAGUGAAACAUUGAUUCUAACGAAUUCUUCACACACUAAUACUACUAUUGUACCAUCAUCUUCAUUGUCAUCGAAUAAAUCUCUAAGUAAACGUGGACUAAAGCGUGAACUAGAAGAUUUAGUUGCAUCAGUUGUGAAUCAUUCACCAAGCAAAAGUCAACAUGGACUCAGUUCGCCUACAUUAAUCAGUCGAAACGAAACACAAUCAUCGGUUUUUAUUAGUACUACUAAUGCUACGACCACUGAAGAUCAAACAUCGUACAAGUCACCUGAUCUUAUUUUAUGCAGUAAACACGAUUGUUCUAAAGCUUAUCAUUUAUUCUGCCUAGAUUUAGAUACACCACCUCAAGGUCAGUGGUUUUGUCCCUGGCAUCAUUGUGACGCAUGUGGUCGUCCUUCUCAUAUUUUCUGUUCCAUAUGUCCAUCUUCAUUUUGUCUGGCCCAUGUUGAAGGUAGUAUUGUUGUUCUGCCUCCAGUUCUACCAAAACGCAAUCGUAAACUAUCUAACAAUCGACCUGAAAAUAAUGUUGUUGACCCUAUAGAAAAUAGGAAACUCUACUCUCUUCUUGCUCGAAUCGUUUGUAUGUUUCACCAUGACCUGAUAAACAAUGUCCACGAUCGACCUGUAGUAAAGAAAAAGAAGCUUAAUCCAUUAGUGUCAUCAACGUCGAGUAAAUCUGAUAAGUGUGAGAAAAAUGUUUGUACUGAAAUACUACAAGAAGAUCAUUUGGAUGGUAGUAAUAGUUACUCUUCAGGAUUGAUGAUGACAAGACGUCAAAGCCUUUUGCGUCAGUCAACAAUGUCCCAAGCUGAACAUUCCAAUAAUAUUAGUACGCCUAAUAACAACGAUAGUAAUAAUUCGACUAGUUCGUGUGGUUUAGAAACAACAAAACAAAAUGACUGUCUUUCAAAUUGUGUAAGCACAACACCAAAUCGAACUAUUGAGACCAACUAGAGGUUGGUAGAUUAACUUCAUUUUAAUGUCUUUUUGUAUAUGUAUAACUGUAUUACUUAUUUUUUUAAUCCAAAUAAUAAAGCUUGUUGUUUAUAAUUCCCUGAUUUG
This is a messenger RNA of Schistosoma mattheei, 3534 nucleotides long. The record is from the annotation of a GenBank genome assembly. Lineage: Eukaryota; Metazoa; Platyhelminthes; Trematoda; Strigeidida; Schistosomatidae.